Molecule: messenger RNA, 2192 nt
Organism: Linum tenue
Lineage: Eukaryota; Viridiplantae; Streptophyta; Magnoliopsida; Malpighiales; Linaceae
Source: the annotation of a GenBank genome assembly
GAAUAGGGACGAAGGAAAGCAAAGCAAAUUGGGCGACAUUGGAAUUUCCAAAAGCGAACCAGGAUCCUGUGUCCUCGUAUUGGUAUCCUCUCUCCGGGCGAUUCCAGCGAAGCCAUUUCUCCCCCGGCGUGAACUCCCUAGUCCUCCUUUCUCUCCCUUGCGGCAUCUUCUAAGUCCCUUUCCUGUCUCCAUUAAUUUUCCCCCAACCUAACCAUUUCUCACCCACUCCCCACUCCAGUCUUCCUCGUUCCGCUGAAAACCCCCCCUCAUUUCUAGCUUCCUCUCUUCAUGGUGUUGCUCUCCUCUGGCCUUUCUCCACCAGACAAUCGAUUCCCGGCGCAAUGUACGGUGGCCAGGAUCUGAUUUUCCCAACACUGAUCAAGCUCCACUCCCCUCAAGCCCAACACCACCACUCUGAUUACUCUUCUUCUUCUUCUUCUUCUUCUUCCAUCCUCGUCGGCGGCAUCUUCCUCGACCGCGAAACAGUUCUCCCUUCCUUCUUCUCCUUGAAACCGAAUCAGCCUGGCUCCUCUCGCUGCUCGGGCCUCUCCAGGAAUUUGAGGCUUGAAGUCGAUGGCCGCCUGCCAUCGCACCGGCAGCGGCGGCGGCGGCAGAGGGGAAGGGAUGCACUGGCGUUUCUUUCUGUAAGUUUGUCGAUAAAACAGGGCGACGAAGAGUUUGUUGGGGAACGGCAGGGAAGCUUGGCUCAGAAUGGGGAAGACAAGAAUUUGGAGGAGGAAGGGGUUGGCACAUUUCUCGCUGCUGAGACGGAGAAGGGGGUUGAUAACGAGAAGAAUAAGAAUAAGAAGGGGGUUGUGCGGAAUUCCGGAUCAGCGGCUUUCAAUACUACCAAGCAUCUCUGGGCUGGCGCCGUUGCAGCUAUGGUUUCCAGAACCAUUAUAGCACCACUGGAGAGAUUGAAGCUGGAGUACAUAGUUUGUGGCGAGAAGGCACAUAUAGUUGAACUGACCAGGAAAAUUUUCUUAACUCAAGGGGUCAAAGGUUUUUGGAAAGGCAAUUUGGUCAAUAUUCUUCGAACUGCUCCCUUUAAGGCUAUAAACUUUUACGCAUAUGAUACAUACAGAAAAACGCUACUGAAAUGGACUGGGAAUGAGGAAACCACAAACUUUGAGAGGUUUGUUGCAGGUGCAGCAGCUGGCGUUACUGCUUCUUUGCUCUGCUUGCCUUUGGACACUAUAAGGACCAAGAUGGUAGCACCUGGUGGCGAAGCAUUGGGUGGCGUAAUUGGGACAUUUCGUUACAUGAUCCAGACUGAAGGCUUCUUCUCACUUUACAAGGGCUUAGUACCUUCAUUAGCAAGCAUGGCUCCUGCGGGUGCAGUAUUUUAUGGUGUUUACGAUAUACUCAAGACAGGAUAUCUUCAUUCGCCCGAGGGGAAGGCGAGAAUUCAACACAUGAACCAAGAAGGGCAGGAGCUGAAUGCCUUUGACCAGCUGGAGUUGGGCACCUACAGGACUCUGCUCUAUGGUGCGAUUGCAGGUUGUUGCUCUGAGGCUGCUACUUAUCCAUUUGAAGUUGUGAGGAGACAGCUUCAAAUGCAAGUCCGAGCCACGAAGAUGAAUGCAGUGGCAACUUGUUUGAAGAUAGUUGAGCAUGGAGGCAUUCCUGCUCUAUAUGCUGGAUUAGUACCAAGCUUGUUACAGGUUUUACCUUCUGCUGCGAUAAGUUAUUUUGUGUACGAAUUCAUGAAGAUAGUGCUGAAAGUGGAUUCUUCAUAGACAAGCUUUUGCUGCAACAAACAACACUCAAAAUUUUAUAAAAGAAUAUCUCUAUAACCCUGGUACCCUAUUUCCCCAUCCUUUCCUGCUUCUUUGUUGUGGUUCUGAGAAGCCUUCAUAAUGCCACUGAAAAUCAGUGUGGUUUCUUAGAAUGUCUUCGGUUUUGAAGAGUAGAAAGUAGGAACAGUUUGAGGUCGUUUUUAUUCUCAACUCUAGCCAUCCUAAUUUGGGCAGCUUCACUUCACAGAAUCCUAACGAUAGUGUCUUCUUCUUCUUCAUCGAUCCUCCUGAAAUAAAAUGAGAAACAUACUUCUUUUAUUCUCCUGGGACUUUCUUAUGAUGGAUAAUGUAUCAGAUCUACAUGUGGUAAUGUUUAACUUCUUCUGGCCAUGCCAAUGGAGAUUCAAUGGCUUUGGCACAUGCUUACAAAAGCUAUUGUAAGCAUCCUUGCGA